AGGGAAUAAAAUGGCUUUCAGAAAGAGGAUAGUAACUGAUUUCAAAUUGCAAGGACUUCAGCUUACCAACGAGGCCACCACGUUCCUAGUGGAGGUACUAGACCUUUAUAAAGACAGUGAGGACCUCACGCAGAUAAUAGACGACAUUAUAGAAGCAGUUCAGAAGCAGCCACUAAAGAAAUCACUCCUAGAUAAAGAUGUGAUAGAGACAGCAGUAGAAGAAUGUAACCAAGAGACAGACUCCGACCCUGAUAAAGCGCUAGUUCUAAUAAAUGCAUUCGAGACGCCACCUUUCACUUAUAAUCCCGACCAGAAAAAAUUCCUACCAAUUCCUCUUCCUUCCAUGAAGCUCUUUGCAUCUGCUACACAAAAGACGAAACUUUUUCGAGAGCGAUACAACCUAAUUUAUCAACGGACUGUUCGACAUCAUCUUUUCAGCCCCCCUGUUGUUGGAGCGGCUGGGUCUAGUAAAGGCCCGAAAUUUCGACUGCACACGAUCGAAUACCUCCUAAGCAGUUCUGGUCUUCCUGAUAAGAUAAUAGUACUAGGUAUGUUGAUACAGCUACGGGAGAGGAAAUUCUAUUUGGAAGAUUUGACAGGUAAAAUUGAAUUAGAUCUUUCGGCCUGUCUUUUCCACACUGGGCUUUUUGUCGAGAACUCUAUCGUACUUGCCGAAGGACUUUUCAAAGAUGGAGUUUUUCAUUUAUCGGCCAUUGGGUGCCCACCCAUUGAGUCUUCUGCAAUCACUCGGAAUUAUUUUGGAACUGUUAACUUUUUUGGUGGGCCUUCACCAAUAGCUGCCAAGGCUUCCGUUAAGCUCCAGGAUAUGCUGAAAGGAAAUCAAGGAGUCAUGUUGGUUUUCUUCUCGGAUUUAUUUCUAGAUGAUGAUAAAGUCCUUGAGAAGCUCCCUCUUCUGUUUUCCGGUUAUUCUGAUUUUCCACCAGCCGCUUUUAUAUUUAUGGGUAAUUUUAGCUCCACCCCUUACGGUGCCGAUCGACACAAAAGAUUAAAAGAUUCGUUCAAGGCACUUGGCGACAUUAUGCUUAAUUAUCCAGAUCUACUCGAAAAGUCUCAAUUUUUCUUUGUCCCUGGACCCCUUGAUCCGGGGCCUGGGGAUAUUCUUCCCCGGCCCCCUAUACCAUCCUACUUAACAUCAGAUAUUACCAGUAGAAUCAGCAAUGUCACUUUCUGUUCUAAUCCUUGUAGAAUACAAUUCUGCACUCGGGAGAUUGUCGUAUUUCGUGAAGACAUCUUAACAAAGAUGUCUCGUCAUUGCGUUCGCUUUCCUACAGAAGGAACGGACAUGGCCAACCACUUUACCAAGACCAUACUCUCUCAAGGCCACCUCUGUCCCCUCCCCCUCCACUCUCGGCCUAUCUACUGGAUGUAUGACCACGCCCUCAGGCUCUACCCACUACCCGACUUAGUUAUGAUUGGUGAUAAGUGUAAUCCUUUCUCAGUGACUUCGGGCGAUUGUAUGGUUGUCAAUACUGGCUCUUUUCCUAAGAAUGGCUUCGAGUUUAGAGUGUACAUACCUCACUCUAACACAAUCGAGGACAGUCAGUUGGUAUAACAUUACUUAUUG
Messenger RNA from Amphimedon queenslandica, 1585 nucleotides. RefSeq names its product DNA polymerase epsilon subunit 2-like. The record is from RefSeq and is a predicted model, not a curated record. Gene Ontology annotation, biological process: error-prone translesion synthesis; DNA-templated DNA replication. Gene Ontology annotation, molecular function: DNA binding. The coding region runs from base 11 to 1573 and encodes 520 amino acids. The transcript has a single exon. Gene Ontology annotation, cellular component: epsilon DNA polymerase complex. Lineage: Eukaryota; Metazoa; Porifera; Demospongiae; Haplosclerida; Niphatidae.